Molecule: messenger RNA, 2483 nt
Organism: Pocillopora meandrina
Lineage: Eukaryota; Metazoa; Cnidaria; Anthozoa; Scleractinia; Pocilloporidae
Source: the annotation of a GenBank genome assembly
GAAAAGAAUCCAUCCUUUCCUUCUAUUCACCAGGCAGUUAGUGACCAACGCACACCAGACACUGAUCAGCGAGAAAACUCCUCGAAUAUAGGUACAAACAAUCCACAGUAUCUUCCAAUUCAUCACGUGGUCAGAGAUCAACCUGCAUCAAAGGACACGGGACAAUUACUCUUCAAGGAGGAUUACCCCAUAGGUAGAGAAGAAGAUAAUCCAUCCUAUCCUUCUAUUCACCAGGCAGUUAGUGAUCAACAAACACCAGAUUCUGGUCAGCUAGAAGACUCGUCAGGUACAGGUACGAACAAUCCAAAGUAUCCUCCAAUUCAUCAAACGGUCAAAGAUCAACAUACACCAAAGAACAUAGGACAACGACUCUCCGAGGAGGAUUCCCCCUCUGGUGGAGAAGAAAAAAAUCCAUCCUAUCCUUCUAUUCACCAGGCAGUUAGUGAUCAACGCCCACUAAACACUAGUCGGCAAGAAGACUCCUCGGGUACAGAUAAGAGCCAUCCACAGUAUCCUCAAAUUCAUCAAGCAGUCAGAGAUCAUCCUGGUCCAGAGAACAUAGGACAAUUACUCUGUGAGGAGGAGCCCCCCUCAGGUAGAGAAGAAAGGAAUCCAGCCUAUCCUUCUAUUUACCAGGCAGUUAGUGACCAACGCACACCAGACACUGAUCAGCAAGAAGAAUCCUCGAAUACAGGUACGAACAAUCCAUCGUAUCCUCCAAUUCAUCAAGCAGUCAGAGAUCAACUUGCACCAAGGGAUGUGGGACAAUUUCUCUUCAUGGAGGAUCCCCCAUUAGGUGUAGAAGAAAUAAAUCCAUCCUAUCCUUCUAUUCACCAGGCAGUUGGUGAUCGACGAACACCAGACACUGGUCAGCAAGAAGACUUGUCAGCUACAGGUACGAACAAUCCAAAGUACCCUCCAAUUCAUCAAGCGGUCAGAGAUCAACAUACACCAGAGGACAUAGGACAACGACUCUCCAAGGAAGAUACCCCCUCUGGUGGAAAAGAAAAAAUCCAUCCUAUCCUUUUAUUCACCAGGCAGUUAGUGAUCAACGCACACUAGACACUGGUCGGCAAGAAGACUCCUCGGAUACAGAUAAGAACAAUCGACAGUAUCCUCAAAUUCAUUAAGCAGUCAGAGAUAAACUUGUACCAGGGGACAUGCGACAAUUUCUCUUGAGGGAGGAGCCCCCCUUAGGAGAAGAAGAAAUGAAUCCAUCCUAUCCUUCUAUUCACCAGGUAGUUAGUGGUCAACGAACACCAGACUCUGGUCAGCUAGAAGACUCUUCAGGUACAGGUACGAAAAAUCCAAAGUAUCCUCCAAUUCAUCAAACGGUCAGAGAUCAACAUACACCAGAGGACAUAAGACAACGACUCUCCAAGCAGGAUUCCCCCUCUGGUGGAGAAGAAAAAAAUCCAUCCUAUCCUUCUAUUCACCAGGCAGUUAGUGAUCAACGCACACUAGACACUGGUCGGCAAGAAGACUCCUCGGGUACAGAUAAGAGCCAUCCACAGUAUCCUCAAAUUCAUCAAGCAGUCAGAGAUCAACCUACUCCAGAGAACAUGGCACAAUUACUCUUUGAGGAGGAGCCCCCCUCAGGUAGAGAAGAAAGGAAUCCAUUCUAUCAUUCUGUUUACCAGGCAGUUAGUGACCAACGCACACCACACAUUGAUCAGCAAGAAGAUUCCUCGCAUAUAGGUAUGAACAACCCACAGUAUCCUCAAAUUCAUCAAGCUGUCAGAGAUCAACUUGCACCAGGGGACACGGGGCCAUUUCCCUUCAGGGAGGAGCCCCCCUUAGGAGGAGAAGAAAUGAAUCCAUCCUACCCUUCUAUUCACCGGGCAGUUAGUGAUCGACGAACACCAGACACUGGUCAGCAAGGAAACUCGUCAGGUAUAGGUACAAACAAUCCAAAGUAUCCUCCAAUUCAUCAAGCGGUCAGAGAUCAACCUGCUCCAGAGAACAUAGGACAAUUACUCUUCGAGGGGGAGCCCCUCUCAGGUAGAGAAGAAAGGAAUUCAGCCUAUCCUUCUAUUCGACAGGCAGUUAGUGAUCAACGAACACCAGACUCUGGUCAGCAAGAAGAUUCGUCAGGUACAGGUACGAACAAUCCACAGUAUCCUCCAAUUCAUCAAGCAGUCAGAGAUCAACAUACACCAAAGGACGUAAGACAAGGACUCUUCCAAGAGGAGCUCCCCUCAGAUGGAGCAGAAAGGAAUCCUUCUCACCCUUCCAUUCACCAGGCAAUCGGUUAUCAACGCACAACACACAACGAUCGGCAAGAACACUUAUCAAGGGCACGAGGAAACAAUCCACGAUAUCCUCCAAUUCACCGAGCAGUCAGAGAUCAACCCGCAUCAGAAGACGUAGGUCAACGACCCCCUCGGGCAGAACAGUCCGCAGAUGAAGGACAAAAGAAUCCAACAUACCCUUCCAUCCAUCAGGCAGUUGAUGAUCGAAGUAAACUACACGGGGUCACUUGA